AGUCCGAGCGGCCGGGUGCUGCGGCGCUUGUUUGAUACCCAGGAGCGGAAGGGUGAAAUCAUUUCGCAAAACCUCCGAGCGAGCGAGCGGGCGGCCGCCUCUGUGACUUUAAGUGGCAGGUGGUUUUGACGGCCUCACCGCGGUAUUAAAGAAAAAAAAAAAAAACGAAGUAUAUUCAGCACGAACAUGUCUGCGUGUGAAGAGGACGCCGGGAGUAAGAGCGUAACGGGGGGGGAAAACCACAGGCAGGGAGAACGGCCUACAGAGUCGCUGCUGAAGUCCAGGAGAGCCGGACCUCCCGACGGGGGGUAUGGCUGGGUGGUGGUCAUGUCCGCCUUUUUCGUCAUGGGUCUCACUGCUGCUGUCCUAAAGAGCUUGGGCAUCUUCUUCUUGGACAUCCAGAGUCACUUCGGAGUCCUGACCAGCACCACCUCCUGGGUCACCUCCACUACCAUUGCCAUGUUUCACCUAGGAGCUCCAGCUGCCAGUGCGCUGACCUUACAGUUUUCUCAGAGAGUGGUCAUCAUAGUCGGAGGCCUGCUGACAGCCUCUGGGAUGUUGCUGGCAUCUCUGGACCUAGGUCUGCCAUGGCUCUAUCUCACCAUGGGCAUCCUGCAAGGAACAGGGAUUUCCUUCUCGUGGAUCCCCGCCAACAGCAUGGUGAGCCACUACUUUGUACGGUGGCGUCCCAUCGCCCACGCCAUUGCCAGCUCAGGGGAGUGUGUCUUCGCCGUCAUGUUCAGCCCCUUCUUCCAGUGGCUCAACGAGACGUACAGCUGGCAGGGCGCCUUGCUCAUCAUCGGAGGCCUUCAGCUCAACCUUUGUGCCUGCGGCGCUCUCAUGAGACCUCUGGAGACGACCCAGGGCUCAAUCCAAGAAACCAAAGACAGUCUAGAUGGAAAUGCUGCUGUGCUCCCACCGAAGAGGAAGGUUUUCUCCCAGUGCGCGUUGCUGAGAAAGCCUGAACUUCUCCUCUACAUCCUGUUCGCCAUCUUAGCAGCAGCAGGUUUUUUCAUCCCACCUGUCUUUCUAGUGCCCUUUGCCAACAGUUUGGGUAUGGAUAACUACUGGUCAGCCUCGAUCCUUUCUGUCCUGGCACUGGCUGACCUGGCUGGAAGGCUGAUCUGUGGGUGGGUAGCCAACAUGAGACUGCUGAGGAACCUGCAGCUGCUCACCAUGGUGGUCACUCUUUUCGGAAUCGUGCUCCUGCUGCUGCCAAUCAGCAACAACUACUGGGCCAUCCUGGUCUUUGCCUCGCUCUACGGCUUACUGUUCGGCUGCGUGGUGGCCAUUCACAUCACCUGCAUCGUGGACAUUGUAACCCUGGAGGGAUUCGACAGUGGACUUGGGAUCUUUAUGCUUUUCAGGAGCAUUGGUGGCUUCAUCGGUCCACCUGCUGCAGGCUGGCUGGUGGACAAGACAAAUGACUACAGAGCAGCCUUCUACCUCUCAGGCCUGUGCCUCAUUUCAUCAGCCGCGUUUGUCUUCCUAGUCGACCACCUGGUUAGGAGGAGAAAAGCCGCGGAGGCUGACAUUCAUCAGGCAGUCAGCCAACAGGAGGACUGGGAAACAGGAAAAGUCAAGUGAGAGACACUGUUAUAUAAGACUUUUUUUUCCUGAAUGACCUUGAGGGACCUAUGUAACGGAUGUAUCACGAGAGAAGAUCAAGUAUGUAGUCCUGGCAAGGCCAGUCAGUCCUUAAAACAACACUUACGCAAACAUUAGGAGGAACAUGUCCGU
Messenger RNA from Xiphias gladius (swordfish), 1740 nucleotides. RefSeq lists its product as uncharacterized. Gene Ontology annotation, biological process: monocarboxylic acid transport; transmembrane transport. Bases 187 to 1587 code for a protein of 466 amino acids. Gene Ontology annotation, molecular function: monocarboxylic acid transmembrane transporter activity. The record is from RefSeq and is a predicted model, not a curated record. The transcript has 5 exons. Lineage: Eukaryota; Metazoa; Chordata; Actinopteri; Istiophoriformes; Xiphiidae.